UCUCCCGCCGCUGCCGCCGCGCUCCGGGCCCGGCGCCCUUCUCCCUCCGCUGCCCCCGUGCCCUGGCUCCGCUCUAGCCUGGAGCGGGCGCCGCGAUGGCUCCGGCCGCCGACCGGGAGGGUUACUGGGGUCCGCCGACCUCCACCCUGGAGUGGUGCGAAGAAAACUACGCUGUCUCCUACUACAUCGCCGAGUUCUGGAACACAGUGAGUAACCUGAUUUUCAUUCUACCUCCAAUCUAUGGUGCGAUUCAGACCUAUAAAGAUGGCCUUGAAAAACGGUAUUUAGCUGCAUAUUUGUGUCUUACAGCUGUGGGAUUGGGAUCUUGGUGCUUCCACAUGACCCUGAAGUAUGAAAUGCAGCUGUUGGAUGAACUGCCAAUGAUAUACAGUUGUUGUGUGUUUGUCUACUGCCUGUAUGAAUGUUUCAAGUACAAGAAUACAGUCAAUUAUGCACUGCUUUUCUUGUUAAUAACAUACAGCGUCGUAGUCAGCAUAGUUUACCUAGAUUUGAAAGAGCCUGUAUUCCAUCAGAUCAUGUAUGGAACACUAGUUUCCAUCAUAGUCCUAAGAUCUGUUUAUAUAGUAUUAUGGGUAUACCCAUGGCUUAGAGGUCUAGGCUAUACAUCUUUAACUGUAUUUUUAAUGGGAUUUUUUCUCUGGAAUGUGGACAACAUUUUCUGUGAUAAAUUGAGAGCAUUACGAGACAAGAUGCCUCCCGUGGUGGGAGCUGUGACACAAUUUCAUGCAUGGUGGCAUAUUCUUACAGGCCUUGGUUCUUACCUUCAUAUCCUGCUAAGUUUAUAUACAAGGACACUUUUCCUGAAACACAGGCCAAAGGUGAAGUUUGUUUUUGGAAUAUGGCCUGUUCUUCUUGUGGAGCCACCCAAGAACCUUUGACUGAGCCCCGGGCAGCCACGCACGAUCACCUGGCCUGGCUGAAUAAAGCAUUUCAACAGUUACUCUGGCUGAAGUGUCAAAAUUAUGGAUCAAUCCAAGAACCAUUGCUAUUAAAGGACUUCUCUGUGCUAUGAGGCCAGGAACAGAGCAAAGAGCUGGCACACUAGAGAAAUAGCACUUAGUACAGCUUUAUUCUAAGUUGUUAAAACAAAGAUUAAGACACAAAGGUUUUAUGUAUAUAUUGUAUAGCGGAUGAUAUUGAGGUAAUAUUUCGUGCUGGUCACAGAAAACUAACCAUUUUUGAAGUGGAUUGCAUAUGUUUUUUCAUUCAGUUUUUGCUCUUUCUGUGGUAUAAACUAAUACUAGUAACUGAAUGACAAAACCAGGCCAUUGAUGGCCAGGCUAAGCAUUUGUGUGGCCUAUAGUGAACUGAAUGCUUAACCCAAACUACUAUAACCUUGCACUUUUAUACAAUUAAUGAAGUAUGUAAUGGUUGAUUUAGGCCUUUAUUCUACCUUGCUUUUCCAGAGCCUCCUUUGCAAUUUAUAUUUUAAGCAAAAUGGUUGGGAUACCUGUGCCAUUUGGUUCAUUUUGUACCAAGCUUCCGUUUUCUCUUUAGUCCAACUGAGAGGUUCAUCAUGGAGGAUGUUCCAAAGUGUGACCAGCAGAAGACACUGAAAUGGUGAAGCCUUAUAGGUGUUCCUUCUUGUGUCUGGAAACCCAGUUCCUAAUUUGUUUCACCAGUGUUUCAUCACAAAACUGUACGGUGGCUGUAGAAACAUAAGAAACACUCUUUUUCAUUUUUUUGUAAUUGCUAUUUACAUACCUUCCAUUUCUAUCCCUUUCUUUAACUUCCCAUUUCCCAUUCAUACGAUGGAAUCAAAUGAUUGACAAACACCUUAGAUGUGCUCCAGUUCAGCUUUGAAUUACUCUUUCUCUUAUUUUUACAAGUCUUAAAUAUGGGUCUGACUUUCAGAAGCAUCUUCUUAUUCAGAAACUUUGAAGUAGGAGUAAAGAACAAGACUGAGGUUGAGGAUAUCCCCAAAUACAGUGGCAGUGCUUUGCUUGCUUUUAAUCUAUCAUGUGCUUGGUCUGUGAGAAAGCUGACCACCUUUUAAAACCAAAUUUAGGGGGUUAAUGGGGGAGACAAACCCUGUUUUCUGCAAUUUUUAUUAUACCCAGCUGAUGAAAGUUAAUAAGUAAAUGUAAAGAAAACAUUAAACUAACACAGUUUCUCAAAAUAUACCUCAUAUGAAGGCUGUGGUUUUGACGCUCUUGAUUUUGGGGCAACUAACAGAGGCUAUGUCUGUGCCUACUUGCUGCCAUUCUAUGCAAUUUUUGUCUGCUUUUGAUGCUCUGAGGGAUUUAUCCUUCUUGCCAUGAAGAAAAAAAGGGAAACGCUCAGACUGAUCCAAAAUCCCAUUCUGUGUUGAUUUACAAAGUGCUCACAGCAGCAAAGCAUGGUAAUGUAGCUGUAAAGCUGUCUCCCAGGUCUCAGAAUCCUGACUAUUGAACAAUCAGUGCUGACUGAAAUAGUCUCCUCCCUUUAAUGUCUUUUUCUCUCUUGCAGUUUCUCUGCAUCUUUCACAUCCAUCAGUAACUCUUCUACUGAUGUGAACCUCCAAAUAAAAAUGUGGCUUCUGUUAUGUGGUGAACCUGGACCCUUGAGAUCAAAUAACCCAAACUCUGGGCUGGAAAAAGAUAUUUAACCUUGAGUGAGUUCAAUGAGUUUUAAGCAUGUGCUGAUAGCAGUGCAUUUCAACCUGUACACCCCUAUAAAGACACCUGAAGGGUGAUUUUAGAACAGCUUUGGUAUCAGUAGGCUCCAGUUCCAUAGACAAGGUCAGCAUCUGUGUUGGGAAAUUUGAGUGCUCUUCAGAAUGAAAGAAAUUAGCAGAACUAACAGAGAGGUAGGAAAAAGCUGUGGUGGAUCAGGUGUCUUUAAUUAUCCAGAAGGCUUAUUUUUUGUAAAGAGAUUUGAGAACUGUUUCAAAAAUGUAGCUUAAAAAUAAGUGCCUGCCUGUUCACCUCCAGGCUUUCUCAAGCAUUUUUCUGCACACUAUAUCCCAUUUUCUUAUUUAGUAUGUUUACAUGUGUUCAUAAGUUUUAAGAGAAGCAGUGCAGCAGCAAGACAUAUCAACAGUCACUUGUUACAUCCGCUAGGUAUGAUAUUAUUUUUAUGGCUAUGAAAAAAACUUUUAUUUUAGUGGCCUUAGUUUUGUUACUGAAGGAUCUGGGGGCUCUGUUUAUUUUAGCAAUUGCAAGAACCAGAGUGUCUUGAAAAGCCACUUUCUUAUUGAUCAGGCAUCUCUCCAAUGGUAGAUUUUAAAGAAAUUGGUUGAUUCUUCUACACAUUUGGAGCUAGGAAGUCUAUGAUGGGGGGAUUUCAGAACUUGUUGAAUUGUCAGGAUUUGAAAAAAAAAAGUUGGAAAAGCUUAUAUAUUAAUUUUAUACUGCUGUUUUUCAUUCAUGUAUUGUUUGUCAUUGAUGUUUUUUUCUUUUAAAAAAAGUAUGCAAAUUGGCUUCUUCCUACAUUCCAAAUGACCAAAAACAUGCACACCUCUACCACCCUGCCAGCAGCCUUUCUUUCACCAGGUUAUAUUAGACCCUGAAGAAUGUAAUUUACCUGUGUAUCCUUCUCAGCAUAAAUAAUCUAAAAUCAUGGGUGCUUUGGUUUGACUGCCUUACUGAUCUUGUGAGUGAUGUUGAAAAUGACAAGUCAGUUUUAACUGGGUAUCACUGAAAUUCAGACUGCCUUUUCUAGUGCCUGGGAAGACGUACAUUCUUAUUCCUGUAACGUGUUAAAUGUCUAUUAAUUGCUUUUAAUUUAUAUCACUUGUGUGACAAUGUUACUUAGAGCAGUAUAUCCCACAUUUUUCUUGCACUACAUCUUAGCAAGUCAUGUGUGAUCCUAUUUUUUGAGUAGGAUUCAGACAGCAGCUACUUUAAAGAGAAUUAUGGAAGUAGCAGGUGUCAUUUGAUAUGAAUUCUACAGGAUGUGUUUGACAGACUUGAUAGCAAUGAACUCUUCUAUUCCUUAUAUCUAUGAAGAACCAGGAAAUCUGCCACCAUACAACCAUCAAUUUGACACAGGUGAGCAGCAAGAGUAGCUCUGCAGUCUGUGAGCUGAAAAAUUCUUUCUUGGAAAUAAGAGGAAAAACUUCAAAAUUACUCUCGCAGUACAGAUCAAACUCAUAUCUUAUUCUGGGAAUUUAGAUUUUUUGGAUACAUCUCAAGACAUGCAUUCUCCAGAACUGAAAAUGUGAGGAGGAAUCUCAUCCAUGUUUUGAAGGCCAUGUUGUUGGCUAGCAGUAUGAGUUAUCUUCAGACUUGAUCAUAAUGGUUUUUCUGUUAACACAGGGCUGAUGUGCUGCCCAUGAGUGUUUAAAAACUGCCCCCUAGUCAGAGUUGGAAUAUGCAGUGUUACCACUUGCCAGUCUACCUCUGACAUGUAUUGUACCAUACCUGUGCCCUUAAUUACAUUUGCCUGAAUGUGUGCACAUCAGAGCAGUUUUAGACCCUGCAGCCCCUGGGAUUGGCAAGUGUUGUAUUGAUUCGUGGCUGACUCUGUUCUCUCCUUGUAAACAUCCUCACUUGUUUGGUGUCUGUCACUUACAGCUUGUGCUCAGUCUGCCGCUCAUCUUUGUGUAAGUCUGUCUGCUUUAGAGAGAUUCGAGUAGGAGGACUUCAGACAGGUGUAGUGAAAUCUUUUGGGAGGGAUAUAGUGGAAAAUACUGCUCUGUGAUUAGUUUUAAUUCUCUUUUAAUCCUGUCCUGUGCUGUCUUGCUUGGAUAAAGCUGAAUUGUAUGAUUUGAAAUGCAGCCGAUUCUUUUGGCCAUCAUGGAUUUGCUUCUAACACCUCGUUUCAAGCAGCUGAAUGUCUUUUUCAGCAAGCACCUCCACAUGAAUCUCAGCAACAGAAAAUCCUCCCAAUACCAUCAGUGUUUCUCACAGUCACUAUCACCUUGUUUAAUCUGCAUUCAAGAAUUUCAGUAAUGCCAUUUUUAAAACCUGUUUCUCUCUGUGGAUAUAUUACACAUUUUAAUGGCAGGUAGUGAAACAAUUCAGUACAGUGCUGCUCAGUCAGAGGAGAUGUAAUGGAGCAGCACUGCUGUUUUCUUUAGUAGACAUCAGAAUUUGGGAACACAUCCAUUUUGGGGGAAUGUGUGUCCCAUAAUUUAGAUUAAUGUAUUCAGGUAAAACUUUCAGUUUACUUUAAACCCCAUCUGCACUUUAUAAGUAGGCAGUCAGAGGCUUUAACUGCAAAGUGCUGUUUGGUUGUGAGACUUCAUCACGAAGUGGGAUAAAUGAUGGAGUCUUUAUUACACAUGAGCAGAGCAAAGCCAGAAGGAGAUUAAGAAAUCUUACGCAAAAAGAGAAUAACAAAAGAUUAAGCACAGAAUCCUGUAGUAUUAUGUCAACCACCCUCCUGGUAUCUGCACUUUAGAUACUUGAAUGUUUUGCUAUUUAUACAUUUAACUUUCCAUGUUGACUCUGCUCUCUUCAUCACAGAAGUUACGUAGUUUCUGUUACAUUCAGUUCAUUGUAGAUGACUUAGGGGCAGUUUUAUGAGGAUGGAGCAUGACACAGAUUGUUUUGUAUAUGAAUGAAUAUAUUUCUGACCUUUCUGGAAUGUCCUCUGCCAAUUUUGAGAGUCUGUAACCUAAAGAUGGAGAACAUCCUGUGUACUAUUAAAAUUGGUUUUGAGUUUCUUUGUUCAGUUUCUCACGCACAACUGCCUGCAGCUGCCAAGUGCCUGAUCUCGUUGUUGCAAGGCUUUUCUGAGAGCUGGGGCUGUGAUUUCUUCUGAGUUCUGUAAGACAAAGUCUUUGGUAGGUGAGUGACAACUUUUGUUAAAAAUUCUCCUUCUGCAGAAAUCACAGCGCCAUUUUUAGUGGCUUUCCAGUUAGUUAUCCAAUACAUGUCUGCCUCUGACUCAAACUUGAGCCUGGCUACCUACCUUCCUGAUGCUGUUGCAUCUUUCCAGGCUUUGAAAGCUUGGUGAGGGAUUUAGCUGUACAGGAGGUGUUUAUUUUGUGUUGUGUAGUUCAGUGACAGGCAGUGUGAGGGCGCAGCAGUCAAGCAAGCACUUUAUGUGGAGCGCCCUUAUUGGAGCUCCCAGCCAGAUACUCUAAAUAGGGCUGGGGACAGAGGGAUUUGUAUGUACAGUUUGAGAAACAGGUUUGAUGUCUGAACCUCUUACUUUACUGCAGAACUCUCCCAUUUUACUUGUUGAAAUUGUUUCGGUUAGACUAAGUAUGUAAUUGUAGAUUUAAGAACCCAGUUCAGAGUUCAUGUGAGACCCUAAACCAGUGCCUACAAUUAUUUUUUUUUACGUAUAUCACACAAAUUUCAUCUGCCUGAUGUUUAAGAGCAGAUUGUUAAGAUUUUUAAAAAUGCAAAGAUACAGGGUCUUUUGCUUAUUUGUCCACAGGAAUAGCUAUAAGCACAAUCUUAGAUUCCUCCUUCUGUCCCCAAAGCUCUAGAACAUAUACAUGUUUCUCCAAAGACAGUGCUGAAUAAAAUGGCUCAUAGCACGUUACGUACCAAAAUGUUUUCUACAUUAAAGCUGUGGAAGAACUUUGUUUGUAUAUACUGUUGCUCCCUGUAUUUUGGAAGAGAGAGUUUCAGGCAGCAUAAGCAGUUGUUACUCCUUCGACUGAAGAGAAACUAAUUUUUCUCUUGGUUUUCCAAAUUGAUGUUGACUGUUUCAUGUUUAUUGUUGAUCUCAGCUUAAUUCAUCAAUGAUGUUACAGUCUGAUCAAACACCAUCUGUCCACCUGGAGUGGACAUGAAAUCUCUGUUCAUGAGGUGACCAAACUUUCUAACAUGGACACUAUGAGUUCCAAUAUGUGGGUUUCUCUUCCUGAAGUUCAAUGCAUUGUUGCAGAUAGAUAACACUGUGACAGAUGAGUAGCAGUUGACUUGUAGAACACAGCUACAUUAAGAAAAAUGUUUAUUGACAAUUUUGAUACACUGAGCUGACUAUUCCUACCAAACCAGCUGGUAACUAACAUUAGGCUUAUAUGUAUCAGCAUAUCUUGUUUUCCAAAGCAGAGUAGCUUUGAAAUAUUUAAUAUGUUUCAUUUGUUAUUCAUGCUGCAGUCAAGCACUAAUUUGUGUCUUUAUAGUACAAACUAUUAAAGAAUUUUGUUUUAAAUACAA
Poecile atricapillus (Black-capped chickadee) is the source of this 7064-nucleotide messenger RNA. RefSeq names its product alkaline ceramidase 3 (gene ACER3). The record is from RefSeq and is a predicted model, not a curated record. NCBI's taxonomy places the organism in Eukaryota, Metazoa, Chordata, Aves, Passeriformes, Paridae. The transcript has 11 exons. The coding region runs from base 96 to 899 and encodes 267 amino acids. Gene Ontology annotation, biological process: phytosphingosine biosynthetic process; ceramide metabolic process. Gene Ontology annotation, cellular component: endoplasmic reticulum membrane.